Ananas comosus (pineapple) is the source of this 938-nucleotide messenger RNA. Its product is annotated as pre-mRNA cleavage factor Im 25 kDa subunit 1. The coding region runs from base 86 to 718 and encodes 210 amino acids. NCBI's taxonomy places the organism in Eukaryota, Viridiplantae, Streptophyta, Magnoliopsida, Poales, Bromeliaceae. The record is from RefSeq and is a predicted model, not a curated record. The transcript is spliced from 7 exons. Gene Ontology annotation, cellular component: mRNA cleavage factor complex. Gene Ontology annotation, molecular function: mRNA binding.
UUCUUUUCGUUUUUGUUUUUUUGUUUUUGUUUUUUUUAACCCCUCUCGUUGGUGAGCGUUCGAGUGUUUUCGCGUUUCGAGAGAAAUGGAGAACGGGGGAGCGCACGCGGCGGGCCACAGCGCGGCGGCGGUGGAGAUAUACCCGCUGAGUCGCUACUACUUCGGCGCCAAGGACGCGUUCCCCGACAAGGACGAGAACCCCCUCGACAGGAUCCAACGCCUCAAAUCUAAUUUUGCUUCCCAUGGAUUGAGGACCUGCGUCCUAGGUGUUCUCCUGGUUGAAUUGUUUCGGCAUCCUCAUGUGCUGGUGUUGCAAGUAAAGAACUGUUUCUUUAAACUCCCUGGAGGCCGACUAAGACCUGGCGAACAAGAUGUUGAUGGGCUGAAACGCAAGCUUUCAAGAAUGCUCUCCCUCGAAGAUUGUGCGAUAAAUGAUAAUUGGCAGAUUGGGGAGUGCGUCGGAAUGUGGUGGAGGUCCGAGUUUGAAACUUUACCGUUUCCCUAUCCUCCGCCUAAUUCACGUAGACCUAAGGAAUGCACAAAAGUGUUCUUGGUUAGGCUACCAGUGAGUAGGCAAUUUGUUGUACCAAGACACUUGAAGCUGCUUGCUGUUCCACUGUACCAGAUUCAUGACAAUUCCGAGGUAUAUGGCCCUAUUAUCUCCGGAAUUCCACAUCUACUGUCAAAAUUCUCCUUCAAUAUAAUCGACGAUGAUUGAGUAGUUUCAUUCUGCUGUGUUUGGAUAUUGGGCGGUGUAAUAUACAGUGACAUAAUGCAGAACAGAGGAAAUAUCAAGCACAAAUUUUAUAUAGUGAACUUUGUAUAUAAAAUUAUAAUGAAGUGUUUAGAACUAGUUUCACUAUUCCAUACAGUCGCUUGUAAAUAUUCUAUCCAAUAAGUUUAGCGUGAAUCAAUAGCUUGGCUAGUAUUCUUCGAUA